Messenger RNA from Lingula anatina, 1290 nucleotides. RefSeq names its product glycine receptor subunit alpha-2. Gene Ontology annotation, biological process: monoatomic ion transmembrane transport. The record is from RefSeq and is a predicted model, not a curated record. Gene Ontology annotation, cellular component: membrane. NCBI's taxonomy places the organism in Eukaryota, Metazoa, Brachiopoda, Lingulata, Lingulida, Lingulidae. Gene Ontology annotation, molecular function: extracellular ligand-gated monoatomic ion channel activity; transmembrane signaling receptor activity.
AUGCGUCGGGACUCACCAGCACGUCGUCUCCAAUCAAAGGUAUUCUGCCAUAGACAAACAAAUGCGGUUGGUAUUGGCACUGAAUACGAGGAGAGGAUCGCCUUCCUUGACCAUCUCCUACAGUUGCAGUAUGACAAGCGCAUCAGACCUCACUUCAGACAAGGGAAACCGACAGUGGUGAAAGUUGACGUUUUGUUUAGUGCUAUAACAGAUGUGGAUGAUGCUUCAAUGGACUUUACCGUCAACUUUUUUCUACGACAGAGAUGGGAUGAGCCACGCUUGGCUUUUAACUCUACAAGCACCAGUAUGAUGACUUUAUCUGAAGUACUUAAACAGUAUAUAUGGGUGCCAGACUUGUACUUUGCCAACGAGAAGACAUCGUUUUUUCAUAUCAUCACAACUCCAAACGUAAUGAUCAGAAUCUCCCCGCAGGGACAAAUACUGUAUUCUCAAAGGUUGUCAGCAACCCUCAACUGUGAAUUUCACCUCUUGAGGUUUCCAAUGGAUGAUCAAACAUGUCGAAUACAGAUGGAAAGCUACGCUCAUUCAACAGACGACUUAAUAUUCGAGUGGCUGAACAUAGAAUUCAAUUCGAAUAUUGAUGAGACCCUUCCAGAAUUUGAAGUUACCAAUAUCACCAGUGGAGAUUGCACUGCGGUUUAUUCUACAGGAGCUUUCACCUGCUUGUAUCUAGACAUUCAUUUGUCAAGGGACCUGGGUUUCUACCUUCUCAGCGUGUAUCUGCCCAGCACAGUCACUGUUGUUCUGGCAUUUGUCAACUUUCUGAUCGAUGCGACAGCGGUGCCCGCCAGAACAACCGUUGGUAUCGUCACAAUCCUCUCACUGACCACUCAGAGUGUCACGGUUCAAGAUCGUCUGCCUAAGGUCUCCUAUAUUAAAGCUAUAGACGUUUGGCUAGCGGCUUGUUUAGUUUUUGUCGUUGGUUCAAUGCUGGAGUAUGCAGUUGUGAACGUGUUGCUGCAGAAGGACGCCCGGGAGAAAAAGAUUGCACUUGAACCACGGCAGACUCUCCAGGAGAAACAAAAUGCUAACUGGCAAACGCUUGUCAACAAAAUGAAUAUCGAAUCCAGGCCAGAAUCAAGCAGUUCAACCACUUCUUUAAAAGACUGGAACACGUGCACCAAUUGGCUGUCCGCAGUACGCUGUGGAAAGCACAAAAGCAAAUUAUAUGUUGCAGAAAAGAUUGAUUAUUAUUCAAGAUAUGUGUUUACAGGGGGAUUUCUCAUUUUUAACUUGAUCUACUGGGUGGUGUACUUUGAGUUAUUUUGA